Molecule: messenger RNA, 1491 nt
Organism: Ceratotherium simum simum (southern white rhinoceros)
Lineage: Eukaryota; Metazoa; Chordata; Mammalia; Perissodactyla; Rhinocerotidae
Gene: CAPG
Product: capping actin protein, gelsolin like
Biological process (GO): actin polymerization or depolymerization; cell projection assembly; actin filament severing
Cellular component (GO): actin cytoskeleton; cytoplasm
Molecular function (GO): phosphatidylinositol-4,5-bisphosphate binding; actin filament binding
Source: RefSeq, a predicted model, not a curated record
GCAGUACCCAGAGUUAGGGGUCUGGAAGCAGGAGACAGGUGUAGCUGAGAGGUCACAGCAAGGGGAAGACACUGGCCUGGGAGCCAGAGACCUGAUUUUCACUAGCCUCUCACUAGCUGUGUCACUUUGGACUUAGACUCUCUGAGCCUUGGUUUCUUUGCCUGCACAAUGGACCCAGGGAUAAUCUCCUCCUGGGCUCUUGGAGAUGAAGUAGUUGAUGAAUACGAAAGCACUUGGCCACCUAGAAGGGCCUCCCCAGACCAGUGUGAAGGGUGGUUGUCAUGACAUUUGUAGUAACAGUGGCUUCUUCUGUCUUUCCAGAUCCAGAAACAGCAUGUACACACCCAUCCCCAAAAGCGGCUCCCCGUUCCCAGCCUCGGUGCAGGCUCCUGGCCUGCACGUGUGGCGGGUGGAGAAGCUGAAGCCAGUGCCGGUAGCACGUGAGGACCAAGGCAUCUUCUUCUCGGGCGACUCGUACCUAGUGCUGCACAAUGGCCCAGAGGAGCUCUCCCACCUGCACCUGUGGAUAGGCCAGCAGUCAUCCCGAGAUGAGCAGGGGGCCUGCGCCAUGCUGGCCGUGCACCUCAACACCCUGCUUGGGGAGCGGCCUGUGCAGCACCGAGAGGUGCAGGGCAAUGAGUCCGACCUCUUCAUGAGCUACUUCCCACGUGGCCUCAAGUACCAGGAAGGCGGAGUGGAGUCAGCAUUUCAUAAGACCUGCCCAGGGACCACCCCAGCUGCCAUCAAGAAACUCUACCAAGUGAAGGGGAAGAAGAACAUCCGUGCCACCGAGCGGGCGCUGAGCUGGGACAGCUUCAACACCGGGGACUGCUUCAUCCUGGACCUGGGCCAGAACAUCUUUGCCUGGUGUGGGGGAAAGUCCAACAUCCUGGAGCGCAACAAGGCGCGGGCCCUGGCCCUGGCCAUCCGGGACAGUGAGCGGCAGGGCAAGGCCCAGGUGGAGAUCGUCACUGAUGGGGAGGAGCCUGCUGAGAUGAUCCAGGUCCUGGGCCCCAAGCCUACUCUGAAGGAGGGCAACCCCGAGGAAGACCUCACAGCUGACCAGACAAAUGCCCAGGCUGCGGGUCUCUAUAAGGUCUCUGAUGCCACUGGACAGAUGCACCUGACCAAGGUGGCUGACUCCAGCCCUUUUGCCCUGGAGCUGCUGCUCUCUGAUGACUGCUUCGUGCUGGACAACGGGCUCUGUGGCAAGAUCUACAUCUGGAAGGGGCGAAAAGCUAAUGAGAAGGAGCGGCAGGCGGCCCUCCAGGUGGCUGAGGACUUCAUCUCCCGCAUGCAGUACUCCCCAAACACUCAGGUGGAGAUUCUGCCCCAGGGCCGUGAGAGUCCCAUCUUCAAGCAAUUCUUCAAGAACUGGAAAUGAGGGUGGGCGUCUCCCCCUCCAACCUGCUUGCUCCUCCUCCGGCUGCCUGGUCAGUUGCCCCCCACGAUGUUCAAUAAAGGCGACAAGUGCUUCCCUGCUCUCUGCCU